Syngnathoides biaculeatus (alligator pipefish) is the source of this 8309-nucleotide messenger RNA. Its product is annotated as protein NYNRIN-like. The coding region runs from base 5728 to 7125 and encodes 465 amino acids. NCBI's taxonomy places the organism in Eukaryota, Metazoa, Chordata, Actinopteri, Syngnathiformes, Syngnathidae. The record is from RefSeq and is a predicted model, not a curated record. Gene Ontology annotation, biological process: DNA integration. Gene Ontology annotation, molecular function: RNA-DNA hybrid ribonuclease activity; nucleic acid binding. The transcript is spliced from 2 exons.
GUCACAUGUACUAAGUCAAUACUUGCCAGAAAUUCUUGCAACUUCUUUAGUGUUACUGUGGGCCUCUUGGGUGCCUCCCUGACCACUUUUCUUCAGCUUUGGAGUGACGUUAUUGGUAUUGUGACACUAUUUUCAUCACUUAAUGAUUGCUUUCUUCACCGGGAGGUGGGGUACACACUUAACUGGUUGCCAACCAAUCACAGGCGACAUAGAGACAGACAACAGUAGCACUCACUGUCAUGCUCCUGGCUUCCAGCCCGGGCUGGGCGUGGCCAGCCAAUCAGUAGACACACAGCUGCGCCUCAUGAACUCUAAUGACACCCAGUAUAUAUAGGACCCUGGGGACGACUGGUCCUUCGCCAGAUCGUUGCAACUCAUGCCCCGUUCCUGCACUCCCGUAUCUCUGAUCGUGAACCCAUGUGUACCGACCUCCGCCUGUUCUCUGACCGACCCCGUAAGCCUGAGUCCUUUGACACUUCUGCCUUCUUUGAUCGAUCUCCCGUGUACCGACUCCUGCCUGCCCGCGGACCUGCUCUCUACGCCCGAUGUCCUGACUACCGCUGCCGCACCUGACUGUCUGCCUGAUCCCCGACCUUGGAACAAUAAACGUUUUUCCCGAAUUACCUCUGAGUCUCCUGAGUCCUGCAUUUGGGUCCUACCUCCGUAUCGAUGGGUCGUGACAGAACGAUCUGGCCAAAACAGGGCCCAGCAUGAAAGAGCCGGCGUCACCGGGACCGACGCGAGGUAGACUGACUGCCGGAGGACCAAGCCUAUCCGAUCCGGGUAGGCUCCAUGAUGUCCUCCCCUUCCGUGUCACACGCUCCACCUGCGAGCUAUGAAUACGUUCCAACCAUGACCCAUCCAGCACCUCAAAUUCUUUUGGACUCUGAUUUUUCGGACUACGAGGAGGACCGUGAUUUAUAUGACCGGCUGCCUGAAUGAAUGAAUCUCUUCACCCGAUCUUUAAUCAGUUUGUUUCACCUCCCCACGUUUCCAGCUCCUGAGUGUCUUUGCUCGAUAGGCCCAAGUCCUCCAAUCCAUUUGUGGGAACCCGCUUGGCCAUUUACCCGAGUCCUCCGCGUGGUGGCGGGGGGAGACGCCUUGGCCGGGCACUCCCUUGUGCCUCCCACUGCACGGCAACAAAGACGACGUCCUCGUCCACCCACUCCUCACCGGCAAUGGUUAAACCAGGAGACCCGCAGCUGGUCGCGAAGCUUCCAGCCCAUAGGGAGGAGGGGCCGCUAAAUCACGAGGCUUUCUAUCAUGAAAUGCGAGUGGAAAUAGAGCGACAGAGCGCCGAACUGGCAGUCCUCACGGCCCAGGUCCGGCAAGGAUUAGAGAACCAGCAGAGCUACGCUGACGUUGCGGCUGCUACUGACUUGCUGCUGACUCAGGUUCACGCUGCAGUGGCUACGGAUCCACUACCGUGCAAGGUCCAUGUCACUGUGGCAAUGGACUCCCGGACAAGUCACGCACACCUCGCAGUAGCAACGGACCCGCUACCAAGGAAGGCUCAUGUCAUUUUUGCAACGAAUCCGCUCCCGAGACAUGCCCAAGUCGCGAUUUCAAUUGACUCGUUGCUGACUUAUGCUCACACGGCAGUGGCAACUGAUCCGCUCCCGAGAAACGCCCAUGUUGCGGUUUCAACUGACUCUCUGCUUACUCUCGUUCACGCUGCAGUGGCAAUGGACCCACUAUGGAGCAAGUUUCACAUUGCUGUGGCAACGGAUUCACCGCCACACCAUUCCCACGUUGCUGUGGCAACGGAUCCACCGCCGCGCCAUUCCCUCGUCGCUGUAUCAACAAAUUCUCUGCAAGCUCACGUGGCAGUGGAAACGGAUCCGCCACCUCGCCACUUUCACGUAGCGGCAGAUUCACUGCAGCGUCACACCUACGUCGCGGUCGUGACAGACGUCCGCACGACCGUCGUAGGAGAAUGGUGGAAUUGCCUUCCGAGGAUGGAGGGAAUUCAGAUCAAGAUGAGGUGAGCUAUUUUCCUCCAGUUAAGCGCGGGUGAACCUUAUCAUCCCCGUUGCUCCAUGCUCUUCCCAAUGAUGCAGUAGUGCCAAGGCGAACACCAAGGGAGCAAUAACGGAGCGCUGUGCCACCUGUUGGGGUUCAGGAGCCACUUUACAAGCCCUACGUUCCCCUCCAGGAGGUUGCGAUGGCUCCGCAGCCGCCUCACGUACCCGUCCAGGAGAUGGCGAUGGUUCUGCAGCUGCCUCACCUUCCUGUCCAGCAGACUGCAGCGAGGGUUCCCCAGCCGCCUCACCUUCUGUAAGAUAAGCUUACACAUUUCACAGAGGCCUGUGAAAUGUAUCUCCUCAUGUGUCAUAAAUCUUUUUUAAUUACUCUGUUGCUGUGCAGGGAUGUGUGUGUGUGCUGUUUAUCUAUGGGAAGUUUAAGAGCUCAAGGUGACUGCAAAUUUAUGAUAGUUGCAUUCUUGUGGGUUUUUGUAACAGGAAGAACUGUGUCUACUCAGAGGACACCCGGCCUUGAGAAGAUUAACUGUCUCUGUAUAACAACUUUACUUGUCUUGUGAAACCUCUCUCCCCCUCCCUAUGUGUGAAACUCAAUAAAAUGUGUGGUUUUGGGGGGACUCGGAGAGAGUCUUACGUGCGGGUGUGGAGGAUAUGUUCUGCUCCUCCAAGCUCUCCCUAAACUGCAGUUUAGUAAAAAAUAACUCUGCCUCUGUCUCAAUCAUUCUAUCCUGGUGCUGUGAGCUCCUGGGACCACAUUGAGCGAGAAGUCCGUGCUUUGGACCUAACAUUUUCUCUGGUGCCGAAACCCGGGACCCAACAGCUUGACGCCUGGAACGAUGCGGGAUCAACGAGACCAAGAAUCUGGUACCAGUGUCCUCCAUUGAAGGAUCGGUGGCAUCGCUGAUCCAGCGCCGGACCGGACCGUCGGGUGACGGGUCCCAACGGACCAGGGCCACGGCACUGAGGUAGGAUAAAACUUAUUUGGUCUCAUAGGAUGGUUAUAUGGUAUAACUUAACAUCUAAAAAUAAAAUAGAGCGGAAAUAAACCCAGAUUUAACAAGUAGUAAAAUUACAUUAAAAUAGGAGACUAAAAGUGGUGUGUGAGGACCGCUCCGAUACUUCCUGCCUUUUAAAACUUGUCUCUAGGUGAGACCAAGCAGAAUAGGUUUCUGCAUACGCGUAAAAUACGUGUUAGUCUCUAGGUGAGACCAAGCAGAAUAGGUUUCUGCAUACACGAAGUUUCUAGGUGAAACUAAAAUAGAGUAAACGCUGCAGGACGCUGCACAAGUGAGAGGAGGAGGAAGUUUGUGAGCCCCAACCAAACCCGUCAAAAUUCAGAAUUUUCUAAAAUAAAUCUCGCCUUAGGAGCAACAAAGGACAAAAAAAAAUGGGACAAGCAGAGACAAAAGAGGUGACUGAACCUCCUGAUGUGAAAUUUAUGCAGAGACAUCAUCCGGGUAGUUGUAUUUGAAAAAAUGGGUCAAUAAAUAUUAUUUCCGACCCAAUCUUAAAGAUCCGGAAGAAAUUAAGAGAUUAAAAGCAUGCAUAAAAACUCGAUGGGAAGAAAAGGUGAGAAAGGGAAAGAAGACAGGGAAAGUUGAGAUGGAAUUAAGUAAGUUGAAAAUUUGGGAAGACCAGUGUGUUAAAAGGCAGAGAGAUAUAAAAGAAAAAGAACAAAGAAAAAGAGAGAGACGAGAAAGACAAAGAGGGGGGUUGAUUGCCGCCCUUGGCAUCAAGCCAGAUGAAGAAACAGCCGCGCCACAAAGGAGAGCAGCAACAGGAAACGCACACCAGCAAGCUGCAAGCGCAAAAGGAAGUGAAACCACCCGAGCGGUGAGCCAAAGCCCAACAGAAGGCGGGGCUGAAGAGGAAGAAGAAAACUUGGGAGAGACAACGGAUCCUGCAGCCCCUGUAUUUUCGCAGAUCACCACCAGAGGGGGACGUCGGAGGACUGAUGAGACAAAAGUGAAGAUCUACCCCAGCUUAUCUGAUUGGCAGGAGCAGACCCCAGCAAGGAAACAACGCCACCCAGCGGGGCCAAGUGGAACUACAAGUGGAGCUGCAGAGAUGUACCCACUGUAUGCUGUUGCCAAUCCUCAUUAUGGGAUGGAUGGAGAUAACGAACCCACCAUCCUAGUGCCAAGGCCAUGGACAGCAACUGAAUGUUCUGAAGCCUGUACAGGCCUGGGGGAUCCAGAGACAGACCCAGUUUCUUGGUGUUCUAAUUUCAGAGAACUAAAAAGCUCUUUUCACCUUAAUGGGACUGAAGUGGAGACAGCAUUCAAGACAGCGCUGAAAUCGUUGGGGAAGAGUGAGAGGAAAUUUUAACCCCCGUGGAGGAAACAAUGGACCAAUCCUACGCCCAGAUGACCCCCUCCUGACUACCAGGAUGGAUGAAGUACUGGAGCGAGUAAUGACAGCUUACCAGAAGCCACCAGAUUACAGCAAAAUCAGACAGUGCCGCCAGAAACCAGAAGAAUCAGUCCAUGAUUUCAAGAUCAGACUGGAAGGAAUAUUCAAAACCAACAGUGGGCUGCCUGAAGAUGCUAACGACAAUGGUCCCUACCACAGCCAGCUAAGACAAUGCCUUAUGGACGGUUUCCAACCACACAUCAGAAGGGAAUGGACAGCACAACAGCCAUGGCAGCGCUGACUGCAGCCAUAAGAGGAAUGGCGACGUCUACUGAGACACACGAGUCCUCUGAGGUGUACGCUAUGCAAAGAAGAGGUCAAAGAAGAGGUCAAGGUCAACAAAAAGGGGGACCAAGCCUGAAGUGCUACAACUGUGGGAAACCAGGACACCUGACUAGAGAAUGCAGGAGUCCCAAGAAGUGUUUCAACUGCCAGAAAGAGGGACACAUGGCACGUGAAUGCCCCCUCCCGGACAGCCGGAAGGGAGGGAGCAACCGAGGACCAUCAAGAGACCCCCCAUUCAAUCCACAAUAUGAUCAAUGACUAUUAGAGGGAGAGGAAGAUGAGGGUGAUGAGCCAGAAGAACCACCAGACCCGGAGGAAGCAUCAUCAAUCCAAGUUUUCAACCUCUCCAUCUUAAAUCUGGAAGACCGCUUAAGACCCAAACCAUUUCGGUGGCUCAAAGUUGGGCCAUUUAAAAAACCAACAAAAUUUUUAUGUGACACUGGAGCAGACCAUUCGGUCCUGAUAGAUCCAGUUAAGGGAGUAAAAGCUUCCAGAAGACAAAUCAUAGUGAUAGGAGCUGGAGGCCUAGCACAACGCGAACUAUGGUCUCACCCGGUGUUGGUAGAGGAUGAAGAUGGCCAACAAAUUGAAACAAAGUUUGUUAUGAGCAACACCUGCCCUGUGAAUCUAAUGGGCAGAGACCUAUUGACAGCACUGAGAAUAAACCUGAUUGCCACGGAAGAUGUGAUCAAACCAAUCAAAUCUAUGGAACAGAUGGACGCCUGUGUCAGCCAAGGAAACGGACCACCGGAUGAAUUUUAUUCACUGGACCUUGACAACGUUGGUCCAACCUCAGUUGUCCAUGACCUAGAAAGAACUGCAACACAGAUGACAGACGAAGAACAAUACAGGCUAUGCAGUGGUAACAGAAGAGGCAAUACUCAAAGCGGGAAAGCUCCCUGGCGACUGGUCAGCGCAGGUAGCAGAAAUCGUGGCACUCACAGAAGCAUGCAAACUCUUCCAAGGUCAAGAGGUCACGAUAUAUACGGACAGCCAAUAUGCCUAUACAACGCUCCACGUCUUUGCUGCACAAUGGGCCAGGAGAGGCAUGCAAACAUCAAGUGGAAAACCAGUCCAGCAUGCUGACCUGCUCAAAGCCUUACUCCAAGCAGUUCUACUCCCAAGGAGAAUUGCUGUCUGUAAGUGCAAAGCCCACACGAAAGCCACAGAUCCAGUCUCCCAAGGGAAUGCUAAAGCUGACCAAGCAGCAAAACAAGCAGCGAUGGGAACCAGCCACACCUAUGUUCAAGAAGAAGCAGACAGCACAGAUGAAGACAAGUGUGAACGAACGACACAUCCUUCGCAGAAGCAAGACAUCAUCCCUCUCCAAGUUCUGAAGGACAUGCAGGACAAUGCCCCGCCGAAUGAAAAGCAACAGUGGACUGCAGCAGGAGCAAAAAUGGACUGCCUGGGCAUUUACAGAGUUUUGGACAAACCCUGCAUCCCUCGGAGUCUUUUUCAAGCAGUGGCUAAAUUGAGUCAUGGGCCAAGCCAUGUCUCAACAGGGGGGAUGGUGGGGAUAGUAGAAAAUAACUUCUACUGUACCAAAGGCCUCGUUACCUAUUUUAAAAAUUUUUGCAGAUCGUGCCUAACAUGCUGCAAACACAAUGCUCAGGGAAAUGUCAGACCUACAAGAGGGAAGUGCCCACAAGGGUCUUACCCAUUUGAAAUCAUCCACAUGGAUUUCAUAGAACUGAACAGAUCCGGUCCACACAAAUACUGCUUAGUAAUAGUGGACUCAUUCUCAAAAUGGGUAGAAAUCUUCCCAGCAAAAAAGCCAGAUGCACUGACAGUAGCAAAAGCUAUAUGUAAAAACAUCAUCCCAGAUCACGGUAUUCCAAGAGUUAUUUGGAGUGACAAUGGGUCACAUUUUGUUAACCAAAUUAUUGGAGAAAUGGCCCAACAUCUAGGGAUCAGCCUAAAACAUCACUGUGCUUAUCAUCCACAGAGUGCAGGACGAGUGGAGAGAACUAAUGGCACUAUCAAACUUAGACUCAAAAAGACCAUGGAAGAAACAGGGAAACCAUGGCCAGAGUGUUUGCCCUUAGUCAAAACAUACAUGAGAAUAGUUCCAACAGUAACAGGCAUCACACCUUUUGAAGCAGUAAAAGGAAGACCUUUUCAUCUUCCAUUAUGGGAAGCGUCGGGAGUACAGGAGGAAAAAGGGGAACUUGACCCCAUGACAGACUGGCUGCUUAGACUUUUCCAAAAUGACAAUGUGAAAAGAGCAAAUGAUCUGCCAGGUCCUUCUCUCCCUUCCACACAGGAAUCGCUGACUCCAGGAGACCAGGUGCUGAUAAAGGUCAUCAAGAGGAAGUGCUGGUCCAGCCUGAGGUGGGAAGGCCCAUUCACAGUGCUCCUGACCACACCCACAGCCGUCAAAAUCACGGAGAGAGAGACGUGGAUUCACCAGUCCCACACCAAAAAGGUCCAUCCUGUCACUUAAAGCAGCUACUAUGGUGACGACCCGGUGUAAAUACUGACUGAUUUCCUACUGUCUACGGGUGCGGUACUGAGAACCAAACCCCACCGGUGAGGACAUGUGCUAGUAACCUCUGUCCUCCGCUUUCUUUCCCUCUUUAUUUAGGUUUACUGUGUUCUCUGCCAUUUUUUAUUUUGAUUCCCUUCUCAGCCAGGCCAGGAGGCUGUCGCUCCAAGCGGAGGGCAGGGGAGGAAUUUUUCCCUAUUAAGAGGGUUUUCGCCUCCCCUUGACUGGGUACCUAUGUUGUGCAUUAUUAUGAUGUUGUGCUCUAAAACAUGUUAUAGGACUGAGCUCAAUUGAUGUUCCAAAAAUCCACAACAGGGGGGAAAUGUAAGAUAAGCUUACACAUUUCACAGAGGCCUGUGAAAUGUAUCUCCUCAUGUGUCAUAAAUCUUUUUUAAUUACUCUGUUGCUGUGCAGGGAUGUGUGUGUGUGCUGUUUAUCUAUGGGAAGUUUAAGAGCUCAAGGUGACUGCAAAUUUAUGAUAGUUGCAUUCUUGUGGGUUUUUGUAACAGGAAGAACUGUGUCUACUCAGAGGACACCCGGCCUUGAGAAGAUUAACUGUCUCUGUAUAACAACUUUACUUGUCUUGUGAAACCUCUCUCCCCCUCCCUAUGUGUGAAACUCAAUAAAAUGUGUGGUUUUGGGGGGACUCGGAGAGAGUCUUACGUGCGGGUGUGGAGGAUAUGUUCUGCUCCUCCAAGCUCUCCCUAAACUGCAGUUUAGUAAAAAAUAACUCUGCCUCUGUCUCAAUCAUUCUAUCCUGGUGCUGUGAGCUCCUGGGACCACAUUGAGCGAGAAGUCCAUGCUUUGGACCUAACACCUUCCUGUCCACCAAACGGCGGCGAGGGUUCCUCAGCUGCCUCACGUUCCUGUCCAGCAGACGGCUAUGGCGCCGCCUCAUGUUCCCCUCCAGGAGGUGGUGGCGUUGCCGCCGGCUCACGUUCCCGUCCAGGAGGUGGCGAUGGCUCCGUAGCCGCCUCACGUGGCUGUUCAGGAGGUGGCGACGGCUCCACAGCCACCUCUCGUCCAUGUCCAGGAGUACCGGCGGCGACCGGUCCGUGGCCAUUCAACGCUCCUGCUUCGUCGGCGACCGGCCCGAGGCUGCCUCACGCUCCUGCUUCGUCAGCGAUCUGUCCGCAGCUGCC